This is a messenger RNA of Cannabis sativa, 3283 nucleotides long. RefSeq names its product potassium transporter 5. The coding region runs from base 691 to 3060 and encodes 789 amino acids. The record is from RefSeq and is a predicted model, not a curated record. The transcript is spliced from 7 exons. Gene Ontology annotation, cellular component: membrane. Gene Ontology annotation, molecular function: potassium ion transmembrane transporter activity. NCBI's taxonomy places the organism in Eukaryota, Viridiplantae, Streptophyta, Magnoliopsida, Rosales, Cannabaceae. Gene Ontology annotation, biological process: potassium ion transmembrane transport.
AUCUGAGUAAUAACGUGAUCAGAAAUUAUUUUUAAAGUUUAAGAGAAAAAAUAUAAAAAAGAGAGAAAGAAUGAUGAGAGAAAGAGAAUAUAAGAUAAAAAAAAAAACAAGAGAAAGAAAAGUAUAAAUAAGUGUAUUGAAAUAUAAUGACCAAAGAAAAAUAUUAUUGAAAUUUGAUAAUUAGAUAAAAACAAGUUAUUUUGAAUAAUAAUUUUUUUAUUUUUAAUAAAUACGAAAUUAUAUAUAAACCAAUAUUUGUUAGUUUUCAAAAAAUAAUUUUUCUAUAUAACUACACCAAUUGCAACCAUGAACCUAACGUCACAUAAAAAAAGGUUAUAAUUUCUAUAAAAUUCAUUUAGAAGUAAAGGUUAUAUAUAUAUGAAGCUCACUAUAUAUUAUUUUAAAAUAUUAAAAUAUUAAUACAAUACACAUCUUAACAACAUGACUAGUGAAAUUAAUUAUUAUAUAAAUUAUCAAGUAUAAUAGUCCUAGCUAAUACACAGGGAGAAGCGCCUAACGAUCUCUCUCUCCAAGGCAUUGCCAAUCUAUGUGAUUCACCUUAAUUAAUGUUCAGAUCAUGAAGUAGUACUUAAUUCAUAUAUAUCUUAAUUUCUUCUUCUUCUUCCAAUUAUUAUACCUCGAUCAAAGAGGAGUAUAUAUAUAAUUCAUAUAUUUCUAUAUAGAUAUAAUAUGCCAAAUCAAGUAGUUGAUCAAUCUAUAGAAUCCACGAUGGAGAUGGAAGCUGAAGAAAAUAACUCAACGGCCAUAGUAAAUGAAGAGGAAGAUUUUUCUGCACAAAAGGGACUGAAAGGCAAGAAAAUUUCAUGGCAAAGAUUAAGAAGGAACGACUCUUUGGACAUCGAAUCUCGCAGUGUUGGAGGUCACCAUGCAUAUGCUCAUGCCUCCAAGGGUUGUGAUGAUUGGUCAGUGAUAAUUCAACUAGCAUUCCAAAGCAUUGGAAUAGUUUAUGGUGAUAUAGGUACAUCACCUUUAUAUGUGUACUCAAGCACAUUCACAAAUGGAAUAAAGCAUAACGAUGACAUCUUGGGGGUUCUUUCUUUGAUCUUCUAUACUAUCACUUUGAUUCCUUUGAUCAAGUAUGUCUUCAUUGUUUUACAAGCCAAUGACAAUGGUGACGGAGGGACAUUUGCAUUGUACUCGCUUAUUUGCCGAUAUGCAAAAGUGGGAUUAACACCAAGUGAACAAGCUGAGGAUAGAGAUGUUUCAAAUUUCCAGCUUGAGUUGCCUAGUAAUAAACUAAAGAUGGCAUCAAAACUCAAGUCUAAGCUUGAGAACUCCAAAUCCACAAAGUAUUUCCUUUUAUUCGCUACUAUGCUCGGCACUUCAAUGGUUAUUGGCGACGGAGUCCUCACACCUUGCAUCUCAGUUCUGUCGGCUGUUGGAGGUAUCAAGGAUGCUACAUCUAACAUGAACCAAGAUAUGAUUGUUUGGAUCUCAGUAGGCAUUUUGAUAUGCCUUUUCAUGGUGCAAAGAUUUGGAACAGACAAAGUUGGGUAUAGUUUUGCUCCCAUAAUUUGUUUAUGGUUUGCACUCAUCUCCAGCAUUGGUCUCUACAAUUUUGUCAAAUUUGAUCCUUCAGUGGUCAAAGCCAUAAAUCCCAAAUACAUAGUCGAUUAUUUUCGUAGAAACAACAAGGACGCCUGGAUUUCUCUUGGUGGCAUUGUUCUAGCCAUUACAGGAACGGAGGCGUUGUUCGCGGACGUGGGGCACUUCACGGUAAAGUCCAUUCAAAUAAGCAUGUGCUCAAUAACGUACCCGGCUCUAAUAAUGGCCUACGCUGGACAAGCCUCGUUUCUUCGUAAGCACAAUGAUGUUGUGAGUGAUACUUUCUAUAAAUCUAUUCCGAAGCCACUGUAUUGGCCAAUGUUUGUGGUGGCCGUAUGUGCAGCCAUCAUAGCCAGUCAAGCCAUGAUUUCAGGGACUUUCUCCAUAAUCCAACAAUCACUUUCCUUGGGUUGUUUCCCACGUGUUAAGAUCGUUCAUACUUCCACUAAGUACGUUGGUCAAGUUUUUGUUCCUGAGGCCAACUAUCUCCUUAUGCUCGCUUGUGUUGCUGUUACUAUAAGUUUCAGAACCACUACCAAGAUUGGAAAUGCCUACGGGAUUGCUGUGGUGUUUGUGAUGACACUCACAUCCUCCUUCCUUGUCCUAAUAAUGGUAAUGAUAUGGAAGACCAACAUUUUCUUGGUGAUCACAUACAUUGUGGUGAUUGGCUCAGUCGAAUUUCUUUACCUAAGCUCAGUCCUUUACAAGUUCAACCAAGGAGGAUAUCUUCCUCUGGCUUUCGCAGGGCUAUUAAUGGCUGUCAUGUUUGUUUGGAACGACGUGUACAGAAGAAAAUACUAUUACGAACUCGACCACAAACUUUCCCCUGAAAAAGUCAAGGAAAUUACUAACGAAACCAACUUUCAUCGAUUACCAGGACUUGCAAUGUUUUACUCAGAACUUGUUCAAGGAAUUCCUCCCAUUUUUAAGCACUAUGCAGAGAACAUCCCUGCAUUGCACUCUGUCCUCGUUUUUGUCUCAAUAAAAUCAUUACCAAUUAGUAAGGUUCCACAUGAAGAACGAUUCUUGUUUCGAAGAAUAGAGCCCAAGAAUCUCUUCGUGUUUCGAUGCGUUGCGAGGUACGGCUACACAGAUGUUCGUAAUGAACAUGAACCGUUCGAGACUAUGUUGGUUGAUAAAUUGAAAGAGUUUGUCGAAAAUGAAUUUUGGUUGUUUCAUAUUAAAACCAACAGUAAUAAAGAUCAUAAUAGUGAAAGGUUAGAAAGAUUGGAUAUUGUUGGUGAUGAUGAUGAAGGUGAUCAACAUGAGAAAUUGGACAGAGAAAUUGAGGCAAUUGACAAGGCGUGGCGCGCUGGCGUAGUGCACUUAAUGGGUGAGAAUGAAGUGGUGGCGUGUAAAGGAUCUGGGAUAGGUAAGAGGGUACUCAUUGAUUAUGCUUAUAAUUUCUUGAAGAAGAAUUUGAGGCAGACUGACAAACUAUUUGAUGUUCCUCACAAACGAAUGCUUAAAGUGGGGAUGACUUAUGAACUUUGAAUCAAUGUAUUGUCUCUUACAUUUCAAAAAGGGGAAAAUGGACUUCAAUGUUGUGUAGAGUGAGAUUCUAUAUAAAUAAAUAAUAAUGGUUUUUGUAGGGGUUAAGAUUUAUGUAUGUGUACCUAUGAAUAAAAAAUAAUGAUGAUGAUGAUGCUAUUGUUUUUUGUUAAGCUUUAAAUUGUAAUUUUAUAAGCAUAAAUAUAUGAUUAAAAUUGAUUUUUUA